UCAGCCGGAAACUUAUUCGAAAGCAAACGCUCCAAAAUCAAACACUUGCAAAACAUUUUCAUUGAAUGAGUAAAGUUUCUGGUUUACAUUUAUGACUUCAUGCAGGUGGACAAGACGCUGUUGCUCUGGAGUUCAACGGGUGGCUAGAAAACAAAGGUCAGUCCAACAUGAGCGAUUUUAAAGCAAACAAUCCAACUUCAAAAGAUGACACAAGUUCCAUGACGAGGAUGAAGUAUCCCUUUCCGAAAAGUUUAAGAGUAGUUGAUUUGCUAUUAAGUAAUGAAAACUUUAUGUCAGUAAUUGCAUCUGAUAUAAAAAGAGAUACAAGCUACGUUCUGCUUGAUAGACAUAUAUAUCCCAGCGAUUGUCUUUUAGCAGAGUUUUCGUGUAGAGUUUAUAGCGAAUGGGAAAGCUGUUCAAGUCCACUAGAGCAAGGUUGGGUUUUAUUAACUACUGCUGUAAAUUUCAGUGAUGGCUAUUUCGGAGCGGCAUAUUGGAAUCCUAAUUACCUACAAGUCGUUAUAGCUCAUAAGGGUGUUACAUCAAACACGAAAGAUAUUUUGCAAGAUUAUCAAGGUAUUUCGUCUAAUAAAUACACUUCUCAAAUGAGUUCUGCAGCUACUUUUACUAAUAAUGUUGCUGAAAAACUUAAGAAACUAGUAAAAAUGUUUUCAGUUUACUUGACUCUUUCUAUUACUGGGCAUUCAAUUGGAGGAUGGCUUGCACAAAUCACUUCGUUUACUACCGAAUAUCUUACACCCAAAUGGUUCGAGGAAGAGUUCUUUGUUCGAAGCGAGAAAGAAGGUUUUCACGCUCAUACGGUGGUAUUUGAUAGCCCUGGCUGCGAAGAAAUGCUGUUGAAGAUGGAAAAAGAUUUUAUUGAGCGUUAUGGUGGUAAAACUUAUUUAUCCUCGUUGUUAGAUAUCACAAUUUAUCUUUCUGCUCCAAAUUUGGUGAAUACUUUCAACUCACAUCUUAAUGUUGGCAGUUUAUAUCGGGUGUUUAUUGAAGAUUUACCAACAAUCUCAUCUAGUUGGAAUUUUUUCAACUACACUCACGAUGCUCACGAUAUUCACAAAAUAUGGGAUGCUCUUGUUUUCAAUGAAAAGAGGUGUUCGGCCAACAAAAUAAUGAAGAUAAUAGAUUGGCCACUGGUAAAGGAAAGUAUGGGUGGAAUGGUAGGUAAAUUUCUUUCGAAAUCUUUGUCUUAUAAUCAAGAAGAAUAUGCGUACUUCCAUAAAUUAGCAGACUGUACUAAUUAUUAUAAUCCCCUCCCAGACGAUAAUGAAUACUGUACUCUUCGUUAUCAGGUAGAAGCAGUUGAAAAAGAUGAAUGUCGAGCCAAUAUUUUUACACAGUCUGAGUUUGACUUUCUUGUUGCUUAUCAGAUUUUAAAACCACUUGCAAUACUAUCAAACUCAGUAAAAUUGUUUUUCUCGCUUGAGGAAAGAACUAAAGGAAAAAUAACAAAAGAACAAGUAGAGAAAAUAUUGGAACAUUAUGAGUUAAAAGAGGGAGCUGGAAGAGGUGUCAUCAAAUGCUUUUCGGAAGGGGAACUGGUGAACUUGAUUACGUGUGUCAAAAAUAUUUUAUUUCUUUUUCCCAAUAUACACAUUGAAAUUAAAAAUGAGUUGAAAAGUUUAAAUAUACAUAAAAAUGUUUAUAAAAAUAAGUCGAGAGAAUAUCUUCAAUCUAUUACACAUAUAGAGCUUAGAAACUCAAUAAUGGAAGACCUUUCAGAGUUCUUAAAGGAUGACAGCUUGCAAUUCCUUCAGAUAGUUUUUGAAAUGCAUUCUUUAAUAGGAAUUAAAAAAAUACACAAGUUCCUUCAAGAGACUGACAACGAAUAUCCAAGAUGGGAAACUUUUUUCUUAAGUCUAGAGCAGCUUCUAAAUUUAGAGCAUUUCUUUCCACUGACUGGAUUCUCAAAGUAUGUAAAUAAAGAAGAUUCUGUGUUAUUUGUGGUUGAGUGUAAUCGUGAUCCUAAAGAAGUGGCUACUUUUUUUAAAGAUUUACAUAGUGUUCUCAGAAUUAAGCCUAAAUUUAAAUUUAUAUUAGUUACUCGAAAAAAGUUCAGCUUCGAACAUAUUUUUGAAAAUGAUGGAGAAUUUUUCGUGGAGAUUGUGGAUAAAUCAAAGAUAAAAUUUAGUGAUAUAACGGAGCAUUCACAAAAGAGACUUUUAUCGAAAAAAAUUUAUUUUCAAGGAGCAGAAAUGAAACUCGGUAACUUAAUCGAAGAUAAUACAAAACACAUUAUAAAUGAAGAAACAUUAUUUAAGCUUAUCAAUAACGACAUAAUAGAAGUAGGUAAGGCACUUCCUGAUUUAUGCGAUAUUGAGAAUGACUAUAUCGAUCGUAUAUUUACACGCAAUGUAAAAAUUAAAGAAGAAAUCAAGGAAACGUUUAGAUUUUUUAUUAACUACGACAAACAGGUGGAUAAAUCAAAAUGUGGAGCAAAUCAAGAUAUAGUGUUGAUUUCUGAGUCUACCGAAGAUUUUGAUAAAUUUUGUAAUGAAAAUGAAAAUUACAAUAUUCAUUGGCUUAAAGAAGAAGAUAACAGAUUAUUAUGGCAAAAAUCUCGUGGUGCUCUAACUAGAUUGCGUGAGUUUAUAGAUUCAAAGUACGUUUCUGAAUAUUGUGAUAUAGAUGACCGUAUAGUAAUUAUAAGUACAGAACCUGGAGCAGGCAAAACCACUGCAUUAACCAAACUUGCACAAGAAAUGAAAAAGAGCAAUCCCUAUUUAUGGGCAGUGAAAAUUAAUUUUAAUGAUUUUGCAUAUAAGCUAGGAAGUACAGAUUUUCAUGAAGAUAAUAUUUUAGAACUUUUACUCCAUUCAUUAAAUUUAAAUACUCCUCUAGAGAGAGAUUUAUUUAUGCAUAGACUUGCUACUACUGGUAAAGUGACCAUAUUAUUUGAUGGGUUUGAUGAAAUAAUUCCAAAAUACAAAGAGAAAGUUGUUGAACUAUUAAAAGGUUUAAAGGACUCAAAAAUAGAGAAGCUGUACAUAACUACUCGUCCUCACACGAAAGAUGCGCUGGAAGAUACAUUAAGUUUGCUAUCGUAUAGUCUAAAGCCCUUAUCUAGAGAGGAUCAGGUUGUGUUCAUUAAAAAGAAAUGGUCUAAAGUUCUGGACCCCAUCAUGACAGAAGAAAAAUAUUUGGAGAAUUAUGCGAGUAAGUUACUUAAUUCGAUAUCGCAGCUUAAUUAUGAUGAAAGUAUAGAAUUUACAGGAUUACCAUUAAAUUUAACAAUGCUGGCUGAAGUUUUUCAAUGUAAGUCUGAAGACUGGCUGAGUGAUUAUAAAACAAAAGACUCAAAUUUGCUUAACCUGUAUAAUAUCUUUGUCAAAAUCAAACAUGAUGUAUAUAUUACACAAAAUUUGCACUUUGAUUUAUCAAAAUCAGGUGCAGUGUACAAUGUUCUUUAUGCCUCUUUUUUAAAAAAAUUGUCUUUUUUAGCACUAAGCGCAGUUUUUUGCGAAGAAGACUUAAAUAAGUUCUUAGAAAACAAGAUAGAAAAAGUAGAACAAUUUAAAAAACAGACACAAGAAGAAGGCUCUGUUGGUUUCAUUAGCCAUUUUGUUAAUGGUAAACCGAUCUUUACUCACUAUAGUUUCGCUGAAUUUUUUGCAGCAUAUUUUUUAUCCCAGAAAAAGUAUCUAAAGCAUCAAAAAAUAAGGAAUUUUUUAUGUGAACAAGUUUUCGGGAAUGAGAAUAGAUUAAUCUGCAAAUUUUUCGAUUAUAUGGUAGCUGAUGAUGAAAAUGAAUGUAAAGUACACAUUGCAGUCUUAAACAAUGACAGAAAUAAAGUAUUACAGCUAUUAGAGGGAUGCGUAGAGAAAAAUUUUACUAAUGCUAGAGAUAAAUUCGGAAGAACAGUGCUUCACUUAGCUGCAGCAUAUGGGUACCUGAAUAUCGUGAAACUUCUAUUGGAUAGUGGAUUCACUGCCGAUGCUAGAGACAUAUUUAAGUGGAGUCCCUCAAGGUAUGCUGAUAAAUUUGGACAUAAAGAAAUUGCUGAAUUUCUCAAACGCCUACCAUAAACAAGGCUACCUUUGAAUCAUCAAAGACUAUAUUAAAUUAUAACUUUGGUCUAUAAAAAUAUUGUUGAGGUUUUAGAGAAUGAAAUUGCUUGUUAACCUUUAAUACAGUUCCUAUCAUUAUGCUGCUCAACAGCUUAUCAGGAUCUUGCUAAUUUUUAAAUAAAAAUACUCAAACUCGUUUAAAACAUGCAUAUGAUAGUAACCUUUUAACUGCGUGUAAGAAUUUGAGCCUGUUUAUCAGGAAUCGGAGAAACAAUGUCACCAAAGAGUAGUUCGUUUUAAAAUCAUUUAUUGCGCGAAUAAUCUGAAAACUGAAAGAAAAAAAAAAGAAUGCUAUUUCUUUGUCUAUCUGACUACGAUACAGUUAGUUUAAAAAGUUUUAAAAUCGUAUUAAUAGAUAGAAGAUCAAGUUUAAAUGGUAGAAAAUAAAUUAAACUUAAAAUUUGAUAUCCCACUCUUCAAGCAGUGGUUUUUAAGAUGCAGUAUUAAAAAUCAUUUAGAAGGUCGUUAAACAAAUGUUUAAAUCAGAUGUAAUUAUUUCUUUAUAAUUUGUACAUGAUUUCGACCUAUUAAGUGAUUAUUAAAAAAAUUUCGUUUUGAUCUUCACCACAUAAAUAUAUUUUUAUUUAGCCUUUAAGUUGUACUGGGGCUAAACAAAAACGUAAUAAAAUAUUCUACAAUUUUGCCACGUUGUCUCUUUAGGUUAUAAAGUCUAAUUAUAUAUUGUAUUUAUAGUAAUUAAAUUGUUUUUAUAAAUUAAAAUCCAAAUGACUCUAAUGUAUCUCGUAAGAAUAUUGCGUAAAUUUGGUUAGGCUUUCCUGCGUUAUAUAAAUAUCUUAUAAUCUUCUGUAUCAUGCUACUGGUGUACACUAAGCAGCUAAAUUUGAAUUAUGUUUGUAUUAGUGUUAAAGUAAUGUGAGGACAAUAUUGAAAAGUAUAUCUCAAGUAUUAGCUUUUAAUAAUAUAUGAUUGUUUCAUGGAAACUGUUGUUAAUAAGUGAGCCGCUCAGAAGCCAAUGCGGUUAAGUCCAUUUUUUGAUAUUUUCUGAU
Messenger RNA from Parasteatoda tepidariorum (common house spider), 5092 nucleotides. RefSeq lists its product as uncharacterized. Gene Ontology annotation, molecular function: protein binding. The record is from RefSeq and is a predicted model, not a curated record. NCBI's taxonomy places the organism in Eukaryota, Metazoa, Arthropoda, Arachnida, Araneae, Theridiidae.